This is a messenger RNA of Fundulus heteroclitus (mummichog), 2245 nucleotides long. RefSeq names its product low density lipoprotein receptor adaptor protein 1b (gene ldlrap1b). Gene Ontology annotation, cellular component: early endosome. The record is from RefSeq and is a predicted model, not a curated record. The coding region runs from base 269 to 1141 and encodes 290 amino acids. The transcript is spliced from 10 exons. NCBI's taxonomy places the organism in Eukaryota, Metazoa, Chordata, Actinopteri, Cyprinodontiformes, Fundulidae.
CAACCGCUUGCGUAACGCCACAAAAGCGAGCGUAACGCACGCACGUUAUCCGGCUAAUUUGCAUACAUAACACCGCCCAGGGGGACGAGCAUGAUAAUCCGCCGUCGAGAGAAGCCGAGCUGAGCGCGGAGGAGAGAAGCAAAACUGCCGAAUAUUAAUAUUUGAGGAAAAGUUUGGACGCGCGAGCGGCUUUUUAAAUCGAGGGAGGAGAGUCGACAGAGACGGACAGGCGCUCGGUGGGCUCUUCACCCCACUUCUGGCUUGAGAAAUGGACGCUUUGAAAUCCGCUGGAAGGGCAAUUAUACGGAGCCCGAGCAUUGCCAAACAGUCGUGGGGAGCAAGCAGGCAUAAAAAGCUUCCGGAGAACUGGACGGACACGAGGGAGACGCUGGUGGAGGGCAUGGUGUUUCACCUCAAAUACCUGGGGGUGACGAUGGUGGAGCAGCCAAAGGGCGAGGAGCUGUCUGCGGCCGCCGUCAAGAGGAUAGUGUCCACGGCCAAAGCCAGCGGGAAAAAGCUCCAGAAAGUCACGUUAACGGUCUCGCCUCGCGGGAUCAUCCUUUACGACAGUGCCUCAAACCAGCUGAUAGAAAACAUCUCCAUAUACAGAAUAUCAUAUUGCACUGCAGACAAGAUGCACGACAAGGUGUUUGCCUACAUCGUCCAGAGCCAGCACAACGAGACUCUGGAGUGUCACGCCUUCCUCUGCUCAAAGAGAAAAAUGGCCCAGGCCGUAACCCUGACGGUGGCUCAGGCUUUCAGGGUGGCGUUCGAGUUCUGGCAAGCCGCCAAGGAAGAGAAGGAGAAAAGAGUAAAGUCGGGUUCAGACGUCGAAGGAGCCAGCAACUCUCAGUCGGACAGCUCGACCAGCCUGGGCAGCCUGAAGGGAGGAGACGUAGCCACGGGGACUCUCCUGGAGUUCGCAGAAGGAGCCAAAGCAAUGCAGGCCCACUCAGGAACAAAGCAGACUGAAUCGGAUCCCUUCACGGUGCAUAAUCACGCGGCGGAAAACAACAAUACCGUUUGGGAGCUGGAGGACGGUCUGGACGAGGCGUUUUCAAGCCGCAGUCUGGAUAGCUUUGAAUCCUACUCAGACUCGCUGAGUCUCGCACUAACCCCCAGGUCCUGGACAUUGGGGUAAACCCUCAGGACUUGAACAACGACGAGUGCCUCUCCUCGGGCAAAUGGGACCAAGACGAGACAGACUCACCUGCACAAAAAGAGACGUUUGAGUUCUAACGGGAAGCCUUUGCCAAGAAGAACAAGAAGGGGAGGAAAAAAAAAAGGAGGGCAAAUGGUGGUAAAACGGCUACAGAUGCUGAUGUGAGACCAGCACAGGUGCCCACCUUCUCCCUGGUGCCACGUCCUCUAAACGUCUCUGUCUAAGGAUCUCUGACGCGUCUGAAUCCACACGAGCAGAGAAGGAAAACACGAGCUGACUGCUCGCUCAACAGGCCAAAGCAAUACAAACCAUUCAAACCCCUUUUUUAUUUUAACGAAAAAAAACAUGCAGCCCAUUCAUGUUUUGUUCCAGUCAGUCUGGUCUUGUGUUUUUUUGUUUACCCAUUCACCUUCACUGUGUGUACUGUGAUACAGAACGCUUGUGAGAGCUAUUACGAGCUCAACAAGUGUGUUACAGAUCAGAUGCUAACUCACCCGUUCCCCUGCGGGGUUCAGCAGCAAGUUACUACCUAUAUGUGUGUCACAACUCCAGCGUUUUGUUGGUCAACAAAAGCUUUAAAGUAUGUGUCAGAACAAAGUGACAAUCCUAUUUUUUACUAUUGCAAAAAACUAUUUUUGCAUUCGGCGGUUCUUCAUCGGCAAAAGCACAGGAUUCAUGUCGGACAAUUAAGUGUCAAGCAUUGAACUCAUUUAUGCUUUCACACUAAUCCCUUUUCCUCCUGAACUUGGGAGGAAAAAAAAGAUUUAACAGCUCCGAAUUGCCAAGCUAAAGUUGUGAUGAGGAUUGAUCGUAAUAAUUGAUCAUAAUUCUCACUCAGGCUCCAGGCUCGGUCAAGAAAAGGAGCUAGCUACCAGUUUCUUUACCUAAUAUGAUCUCAUUUGUUUAUUUAAACUCUCAGAUUCAGACUUGUUAAACAGACAUCUGUCGAUAUAUGUUACAGUGACAUUCAAAGUUUACCGUUUUUCAUUUUCCACCAACAAGGACUCUUCCCAGUGUUAUUUUUGGUGUUUGUUUUUGCAUUAAUUUAAAUUGCAUACAUUUUAAUAAAAAUGUUAUAAUCUU